Helicoverpa zea (corn earworm) is the source of this 1330-nucleotide messenger RNA. Its product is annotated as O-glucosyltransferase rumi homolog. Gene Ontology annotation, molecular function: UDP-glucosyltransferase activity; UDP-xylosyltransferase activity. The transcript is spliced from 6 exons. Gene Ontology annotation, biological process: positive regulation of Notch signaling pathway; protein O-linked glycosylation. The record is from RefSeq and is a predicted model, not a curated record. Gene Ontology annotation, cellular component: endomembrane system. Lineage: Eukaryota; Metazoa; Arthropoda; Insecta; Lepidoptera; Noctuidae. Bases 109 to 1308 code for a protein of 399 amino acids.
AUUUGACAACUAAUUAAUAAAUCCUGAAAUUUAAACGUCGUUUUCGUUUGUCUUUUGUUUAAUUUGAUAUAUAAAUAAGUAAUGAAUAGUUAACACAAUAAUUUAACGAUGAAUAGUCAUUUAUUUACUUUAUUUUGUAUUGUUGUAUUAGUAAAAUCUAACACAAAUCAAGAGUUUUGUAAUAAAGAUGAUGAAUCUUGUUCAGCAGACUACAAUAAAUACAGCAAGGAACCUAAUGAGUGGGCGAAUAAAAUUAAAGAAAAAAUUGACUUAGCUGUCAGCCAGUAUGUUCCAUGUAAAAGUACAAAUUGUAGCUGUCAUGCAUCAGUGAUUGACCAGGACUUGGCACCAUUUAAAGAUGGCAUCACAAAGCAGCUAUUUAGUAAAGCUAGAGCAAAAGCAACUAAGUACCAGAUAAUAGAUGGCAAACUAUAUAGAGAAAAGGAAUGCCAUUUUCCAGCAAGGUGUGCAGGAGUGGAGCACUACCUGACUGCACUUGCACCAAAAAUGCCUGAUUUAGAACUAGCUCUAAAUACCAGAGAUUGGCCCCAAGUCAACCCAGGAUGGGGCCAUCCAAAGGCGCCAGUUUUUUCUUUCAGUAAGACAAAAGAUUACUAUGAUAUAAUGUAUCCUGCCUGGAGUUUCUGGGAAGGUGGACCGGCAAUAUCUUUAUAUCCCACAGGGAUAGGCAGAUGGGACAAACACAGAAUCUCUAUAUCAAAAGCUGCUGAAAAGUGGCCAUGGGAAAAAAAAGAAGACAGGGCAUUUUUUCGUGGAUCUAGAACAAGCGAAGAAAGAGAUGCCCUUGUAUUACUCUCUAGAUCUGAGCCUGAUCUUGUAGAUGCUCAGUAUACAAAAAAUCAAGCCUGGAAAUCAGAUAUGGAUACACUUUAUGCACCACCUGCAUCAGAAGUACCCUUCGAAGAUCAUUGCAAAUAUAAAUAUGUUUUCAACUACAGAGGAGUUGCUGCCAGUUUUAGAUUCAAGCAUUUGUUCCUUUGCAAGUCCUUAGUUUUUCACGUUGGAGAUCAAUGGCUUGAAUUUUUUUACCCAUCACUAAAACCUUGGGUACAUUAUGUACCUAUCAGCACAGAUGCGACCCAAGAAGAGAUCAAAGACUUAAUCAAUUUCUUCAAAGAAAAUGAUAGUUUAGGCAAUGAAAUCGCAAACAGAGGAUUCCAACAUAUUUGGGAUCAUUUAACUGAUAAAGAUGUAAGAUGUUAUUGGAGGAAGCUUCUAAAGAAAUAUGCAAAACUUCUGAAAUAUGAUGUAGUAAAAGAUGUUGAUCUGGAAUUAAUAACAGCGUAAUUAAACCUACUUGCUUUUCUAA